CUCCUGCUCAGAGUAAACACCACUUGCACCCAAGAGAAAUAAAAGACAUUCAAUCCUCCUUCUAUAUCGAAAGAAUAUUGUCAAUAUGGGCCUCAUCAAAACCGGAAUCCAACUUGCUGGAGCUUAUGGUUUGCUUCGCGCUGGGUCAAAAGCUGCCAAUGAAUACAAAGAGAAAAAGCAAUCGAAUCAGAACCAAAACCAGAAUCAGAAUCAGCACUACAAUUGUCAUAAUCAUCACGGGCAUGGGCAGUAUCAACAACCUCAGUAUCAACAGCCACAAUACCAGCAAACACACCACCAACAGCCGCAGUACGGAUACGAUCCGCGAACAUACCCAAAUGCCGGUCCGCAGUAUACGCCCCCCGGUAACAACGAAGGAUACGGGCCGGUGCAACAGAACGAUCAACGCUAUUAUGCAUCCCAUGGGCGGUAGCGCGGGAUUUAGGAUUUGAUGUUUAUAUAUUUGGGUUCUGGGAUCGCAGGGUAUCAAGCAAGGUGUUAUUGGGUUUUGUGAUAUAGAAAUAUGGGUGUGGACUUUGUUGAUAGAACGGUAUCAUGACGUUGCCAUGGUCUGAUGUUGAAAUGAAAAAUAGGUCGGAAACAGAUGAUACCGGUGCAGGUAGUCGAUGACUGACUUGCACCAGAACAGGCAUAUAUGAG
Molecule: messenger RNA, 660 nt
Organism: Aspergillus sclerotioniger CBS 115572
Lineage: Eukaryota; Fungi; Ascomycota; Eurotiomycetes; Eurotiales; Aspergillaceae
Exons: 2
Coding region: 86-433 (115 amino acids)
Source: RefSeq, a predicted model, not a curated record